Molecule: messenger RNA, 4709 nt
Organism: Solanum tuberosum (potato)
Lineage: Eukaryota; Viridiplantae; Streptophyta; Magnoliopsida; Solanales; Solanaceae
Product: putative receptor-like protein kinase At3g47110
Exons: 2
Coding region: 3828-4226 (132 amino acids)
Biological process (GO): protein phosphorylation
Cellular component (GO): membrane
Molecular function (GO): protein kinase activity; ATP binding
Source: RefSeq, a predicted model, not a curated record
AGAGUCCAAAUUGUGGACUCAUCACCCCUCAAAACCAAAAUUUGCUAAGGGACCAGGUCCAACUGCCAAGAAGCAAGUUGAAGGUAGGGUGUUGACAACAGAAGAGCGUGUUGCAGAACUUGAACAUCAAAAUGUGCUAAACGGGAGGGUGUUUGAUCCUGACAUUCUCACAAAAUAUGGUAUGUCUACCCUUUAUGACUCUAUCUCCCUGCAAAGUUGCGAACACCUGUUUGAAGGUCCAACACCUUAUUUGCAUGAACCGAAAGUACGGGAGUUCUAUUAUAAAAUGGAGCUCCUUGAUGAUGUAGGCAUUCAGACAACCAUAAGUGAGAUAAAAAUCUUACUAAUUGAAUAAAACUUGGGGAUCAUCUUAGGAGUUCCCUCUAUAGGGAUCAGGUCCAUUGAAGGUUGCAAACCUUCUGGUGAUUUUUUUUCAAAGGGCUACCAAGCGUGGGGACAUAAAACGUGCAGUUCUGCCUAAAAGGUUCCUCAAAAGGGAGUAACAGUUACUGUUUGAGUUCACUAACAAGGUCUUGGUGCCAAGAAGUGAAAAGAGGAUUGUAGCCUCUACUGCAGAUUUGUUCCUCAUGGAACAGUUGUAUGAACUCGAGGCUAUCAACCUUCCUGGAAUUAUGCUUGAACACAUACAUAGGGUGAUGACUUGGAAAAAUGCCAAGCACGGCAUUCCUUAUGGGUACCUACUAAACCAUAUGUUCGAACACUUUGGAGUACCUCUUGUCAGGGGAGUGGUGAAGCAAAUGUUUUCUCCUACAACCUUUUGGAAAGUGAAUGUACUGAGGGAAAGGUCAAAGGUAAGUCACAAGUGUCUCAUCUUCUUGAGCAGUAGGAAUAUCUCAAGCGUGAGUUAAAUGAUCUUACAGUAACCUUGAGUGCCAAGGAGGUAGAGAUUGCACGACUUAAGGCUCAGAUGCAACAGACUAUUUCUCGAGGACCUGGUACCAGUGCUGAAAGUAAGGAGGAAGUAGAAAAGUUGAGAGCUGAGAAUGCACAACUGCUGAAGACAAAUGCCUCACUCAGUGAGGAAGUCCAGGCUCUUAACAAGCAACUAAUUCAGGCACACGUCGAUGCUAAUACUCGCAUGAACCUGAUGUUGCGGUCCUUACCUCCCCAUUCCCCUCCGUCCUAAAAAGGAGUUUGUCUGUCUAGACUACUAUGUCUUUAUGUGUCUAAGUUGUUUCCCCUGUGUUUAUCCUAUGGCAAAGUGUACUAUUUUGGCUGGACUCUGUGGUCAACAUAAGUGAUCUAAUGGACAUAUCUCUUUUUGCCGUGUUUUGGUGUGCUUUUAUCUUCCCUAUUUUUGCUUACUUGCGCAUGUACUGUGUGGCCCAUGGCCCUGAAUUCCUAAUGUUUUUGCAUGCAGCUCAUAGAUGUUUACUGUCAUUCCUUUUCAAUGAUGUCAAAAGGGGGAAUUGAUUAGAGCUCGUAUAUGUUUUGUGAUUUAUGCAUAGUGACAGGGGGAACUGAUAGAGUAUUGACUGGGGAACUGACGGUUUGAAUAAAUGUUAACUCAUGUGAGGUAGUUUGUUUGUCAUCAUCAAAAAGGGGGGAAAUGGUAAGUCUUACUGUUUCCAAAUGUUUUGAUGAUCCUCACAAAUGCAAGGACCCAAUCCUCUGCAGAGUGUUCUCGUCCAGGGUGAUGUGACAUACAACUGGAAUGUUGGCUUGUCAGAGGUUGGUGAGGUCAUCAGCGUACUAAACCAAUCAGAACGGAUGAGGUUGUUUGUCCAACGGUAUGGUUGAUAUGUUCAAUAUGACAAACAAUAUAUCACUCAUUCAUUCAAAGAGAAAAAAUUCAAGCUUCAACAAAACAACAAUGGACCUCAUAGACUGAAGACUUGCUUCCUGAACCUGUUGUUAUUUUGAUUGCUUGUAUUUGUGCUUAACUUGUAGGAUUCGUUUCACUUUGUUAAGAAACGUUUCAAAACCUUGUGUGAAUCAUUGUAAGAACAUAGUUGAGGGCAACUUUGUGUCUUACGGAAAAAUCUAUAUUAAUUAGUGAGGAUUAGUAUAGUGGGCAAUGCAGGCAUUGCUUAGGCUUGUUAAGUAAUAGGUUGUAUUACUUAGUGUUACUGUGUUUCGCUUUUGCUUGAGAAGAUUAGUGAAAACAGUUUGAAAAUCCUGUGAGACAUGUCGUGGUUUUACUCCCUUGAGCAAGGAGGUUUCCACGUAAAGUUUUGUGUGUUAUCUUUAUUUUCUGUAUUUACCUUUAUUCAUCUUAACUGUCUAAAGGACCUGAUCCUAUCGUAGUUAGUGGAUGCAUACAUUUCAACAGGGGGCCGAGGUUAUCGGAUCUUUGGUGGCUGAUUCUUGCAUCAAAUUCCAUUGGAACAGGAGAUGUUGAUGACUUGAGUUUUUUCAAUUCUUUGAGUAGAUGUAGAAAUCUGAAAGUUCUGGAUUUGAGUGAUUGCAAAUUUGGAGGUGUACUACCUGAUUCUAUUGCAAAUUUAUCGACGAUUUUUCUAUCACUAAGAUUGGGAGGUAAUCAACUAUUUGGUAGUAUUCAUUCAGGAAUAGGUAAUCUUGUUAACUUGACUGAAUUGCAAUUGCAAAAGAAUGAUUUUUCUAGUAGCAUUCCUGAAGUCGUUGGCAAUCUUCGUAGGCUUCAGUUAGUGGACUUGUCUGAAAACAAUUUUUCAGGUAGUAUAUCAUCGUAUAUGUCUAACAUGACUCUAUUAUAUUCACUACAUUUGGAAAAGAAUGAGUUAACUGGUAAUAUUCCCCUUAGUUUUGGCAAUUUCCGAUACUUGCAAGAUUAUAUUUUUCUCGGAAUCAUCUAAGUGGUAGCAUACCAGAUGGAGUUAUGAGUUUGUCUACCUUAACAAAUUCUCUUAAUCUUGCUGACAAUCAAUUGUCCGAUUUGCUAUCAGUUGAAAUUGGAGCUCUCAAUAAUCUUGGAAGAUUGAAUAUUUCUAAUAACAUGUUGUCUGGGAAAAUUCCUAGUAACAUAGGGAGGUGUAUAGCAUUGGAAAGCCUUGUUUUAGCUGGCAACUUCUUUGAAGGUAUAAUUCCUUCAUCCCUUAGUUCUUUGAAAAGUCUCGAAGAAUUGGAUCUUUCUCGCAACAAUUUAUCUGGUCAGAUUCCAACAUCUCUUCAGCUCAUUUCCUUGAAAAAAGUGAACUUGUCUUUCAACCAUUUUGAGAUGUUAAAGACAUGAAGGUGUUGCCAACUGAAGGUGUUUUCAGAAAUGCAACUGCAAUAUCCAUAUCGGGGAAUAAGAAACUUUGUGGGGGUAUACCGGAACUGGAGUUGCCAACAUGUCCAAACGUUGACCCUGAGGGAAGAGAUAAGUCCAAAAGCAUUAAGCUAAUGAUCCCUCUUCUUUCUGGACUUGUUGCGCUGGUUUUCAUCAUGUCUUUAGUCAUAAUCAUUUGGUUAAAAAAGGCAAGGGGAGAGCCUUCUUUAACAUCUUCACCGGUCACUUAUGAGAGCCUAUAUAGAGCGACAAAUGGAUUCUCUUCUGCCAAUUUGAUUGGAAAUGGUAGCUUUAGUUAUGUUUACAAAGGGGUAAUCUAGGUGAAAGUAUGGUUACAGUGAAGGUGAUAAACAUUGAUCAUCAAGGGGCUGCUUCUAAGAGCUUCAUGGCUGAGUUUGAGGCCCUGAGAAACAUUAGGCAUCAAAAUCUUGUUAAGGUCUAUACUGCCUGUUCGACUAGUGAUUUUGAGGGUAAUCCGUUCAUAGCUUUAGUUUACGAAUACAUGCCUAAUGGGAGCUUAGAAAGUUGAUUGCAUCCUAUUCCAGGAGCUGAUGCCUCAACUAAUGAGGUGAGGAUUAUUGGUCUAGUUGAAAGACUAAGGAUUUCUAUUGAUAUGGCUUGUGCACUAGAAUAUCUUCAUCACCUUCGCCAUAAUCCGUUUGUGUACUGUGAUCUGAAACUGGACAACAUUCUUCUUGACAACGACAUGACUGCCUAUGUAGCUUAUUUUGGAUUAACAAUGUUUUUCUCAGAAUCCAUGAGCAAAUAUAGUUCAAUUGGAUAUGCUGCACCAGAGUACAACAUGGGAAGUAACGCUUCCGCAUUUGGUGAUGUUUACAACUAUGGGAUCCUUUUGCUCGAGAUGUUUACUGGAAAGAGACCUACUGACAGCAUGUUCAAAAAUGGACGGACUCUUCACAGUUUUUCUAAGACGGCUUUACUUGAUGAAAUAGUAGAUCCCAUGCUUCUACCUAGCAACAGUAGAGAAAGACAAGAGGCCGAGGAAGAAUGAGUACUUAUCGAUCAAGAUGAUACUAGUAUAAAACAAGCGCAAGCGUGCUUGGUCUCGAUAAUACAGAUUGGAGUUGCAUGUUCAGCUGAAUCCCCGAGAGAAAGGAUGGAUAUCGGGGAUGUUGUCAAGGAACUUCAACUAAUUAGAGACAUUCUCCUUGCUUCUCAUGCAAUUCCCAGCUCAAUCAGCGGGUAAAUUCGUUCUACUAGCUUUGUUUUCAACUGUGAUUUAUAAACGUGAGAGUUCAUUGCUAUAUAAAGAAAAUGUUGAGAUGCUUAAAAACAACAUUUAGAGUUACAUCUGCAUAAAACGGACUAUAAAAUCUGCUAGCAAAAGUUAAAUAGCUUACACACAGCUCCUCUGCUACAUAUUGAGAAACUAGUUUCUAGACACAUGUGUUGCGCGUGUGUCCAUGUAAAUUCUUGUAGAUCACAUUACAACAAUAAAAGUUCUAUGAAGACAUGCACGUGUGUCCUAUGUAAA